Penicillium canariense is the source of this 2580-nucleotide messenger RNA. RefSeq names its product putative homeobox and C2H2 transcription factor. Gene Ontology annotation, molecular function: DNA binding. NCBI's taxonomy places the organism in Eukaryota, Fungi, Ascomycota, Eurotiomycetes, Eurotiales, Aspergillaceae. The transcript has a single exon. The record is from RefSeq and is a predicted model, not a curated record. Bases 1 to 2580 code for a protein of 859 amino acids. Gene Ontology annotation, biological process: regulation of DNA-templated transcription.
AUGGAGUACUUUGAUUUUGAAGGUGCCUCGUCCGCCCAUGAAUCGAACCAUCCAAGUGACGAUGUUGCUUCGGUUGAUCUUCAAUUCGAUGAGCCCGAAGAGCGGGAUGCCCGAUUCAAGUUGCUCCAGGACCAGUCGUUGGACUUUCCUGGCAAUCCUCCCGUCCCGGAGGCGGCCGAACAGUACGCGGGAGGUUCGAUCGGCCCCGAUCAGGACACCGGAGUCUACCCCAUGUUCCGCGCCCAGGAACCCUGUGACUUUUGUCGACGAAUGGGCCUGGACUGUUUUGUUGCCAAACGUGGAGUGAUGCAGAACGGUUGUACCUGUUGUAUCUCGCUCUAUCGUGAAUGCAGUUUCACCCACGCCAAAGUCCCUGGAAAAUUCCUUCAGACCUUACACCCCGUGUCAGAGAAUGCCUACAUUCCUAUAGGCAGCCUCACGGGGAAGAGAGCACUUAAAUCCGUCUCUUAUGGGACUUUUGGAGACGAUACCGAUGCACGAUCUCGCUCCAGUAGCGCUCGAUUCUCCCGCAAGGCUAUCUCAAUUCUCAAGGGCUGGCUGCGCGAUCACAACGAGAACCCAUAUCCCAACGAGUCGGAAAAAGACGAGUUGAAACAGUACACAGGCUUGACCAGAACCCAAAUUUCGAACUGGCUGGCAAACGCCCGACGACGCGGCAAAGUUCGCCCGUUUAUUGGCACUAAUUCGCCCGUGCCAGGAGCCGUUGACAUUCCUGGUCAACCACAACAUCCCAAAGAUCCAGCCCUCAUGACCCCUCUAGAACGUUGGAAAUACUCUCCUCCCGAAAACGAACCGGCUACAAUUAGCGAUAUUACCCGUGCUUUGGCCAAUCCUCCAUUCGAUCCCUCGCGUCAGCGCAGGACCCAUCUUGGUCACGUGAGGCACCGUCACCCGGGGUCUAGUACCAAUGAGUCAAGCCACGCAAGCUCAGAACAUAAAAGAUAUACUGCCUCGGCCAGUAGUCUGGACACUAGUCGGUCAUCCCAUUCAGACCUUUCUUUUGCUUCUGCAUUUUCCCAUCGAUCAUCCCUUUCCUUUGGUUCAAUGGAUCGCAAAGAACGUCGUCGUCGCCGCAAAGUCUCUGUACCUGUCAAUACUUUCAAUUUCCAGAAGGCUAAGGCUGUUCGUCCUUUCCAAUGCACCUUUUGCACUGAUUCAUUUGCUGCCAAGUACGACUGGCAGCGCCAUGAAAAAUCUAUGCACCUUAUCUUGGACAAGUGGACCUGUUCUCCUUUUGGCGGCGUAACAGAGGAGAAUGGUAUACUUCGUUGCGUCUUCUGCCCGGCAGUCAACCCGGAUAGGGAUCACCUUGAAACCCACAAUUACAUUAGCUGUCAAGAGAAGUCCCUUCAGGAGAGGACCUUUUACCGGAAGGAUCACCUCAAUCAACAUCUGCGCCUGAUGCACAAUGCCAAGUUCCAACCGUGUAUGGAGAAAUGGCAAAGUAGCAUCACCGAGAUCAAGUCUCGUUGUGGUUUCUGUGGCUCUCUGUUGCACACAUGGAAGGACCGAGUGGACCACCUCGCCGGCCACUUCAAGAAUGGGGCCAAUAUGGCUCAAUGGCAAGGAGACUGGGGCUUCGAGCCCUCGAUCCAAGAGCGAGUAGAGAAUGCCGUCCCACCAUAUCUCAUUGACUAUGAGUGGAGGUCACCAAACCCAUGGACCGCUGUUCAAGCACAGGGAGACGGCAUCUCCCCACAGCUGGAGGUCCCGGAUGACGCCAAUUGCUACAUGCGCCUUUCACGUGAACUUACGGCAUAUAUUCACAACCAAUCAGCACAAGGGAUUAUUCCAACCGACCUGAUGCUGCAGGCUGAGGCCCGUCGAGUGAUCUACGGAAAUGACGACCCUUGGAAUCAGACCUGUGCAGACAAUCCGCUCUGGCUGACAAUCCUGAAGCGAGACACUGGCCUAGAGACUGUCGUCAAUAAUGACAGCAUUCAACUCUCUGAUCUUGGAUUGCAGCCCCCUUUCGCCGUCCACGGCGGCCUGCGCGAGCCUCCCCGGGAAACCAAUAUCCUGGCUAGGACGGUAGGUCCUGAUGCCCUCCCCAGUCCAGCCGUGUCUAGCCCUAGUCUACAAAGCCCCGCCUACCCCCCCACCGGUUUCUCCUCUGCUGCGCCCAGUGGGCAAGGAAGUCUGUCGGGGAGUUAUGCUGGUAGCUCAGGGAUGAUAUCAGCUGGCGUGCCAGCGUUCAUCUCCGAUUGGAGCAGCAGUCUCACUGGCAACCCCUCCUCGUCUUCUGCUCCUGCAGAGGCAGGGCCACCUGAUCCGCUGGUGCAGAUGGGAUUCGAUCCGGAGUUCCUACAAAGGCUCAACGACAGCUACAGUGAACUCACGCCGCCUGAUAUGGAAAGUCUACCUUUGGAUGCACCUGUGGAUUAUGAGGGCAAGGGGAAGCAGCCGUGGUUGAACCCGGCAUCGCAGGCUCCUCCUCUCGUGGGCGUGCCUGCUUCAGAUCCUCUUGCCAUCCUCCAUUCCAAAGAGGGCCACCAUCCUGCGUCAGACGCCGCCCAACCUGGGCUGCCUGCAUUUUGCGACGAUACUGGGUUUUUCUAA